This is a messenger RNA of Sclerotinia trifoliorum, 992 nucleotides long. The record is from the annotation of a GenBank genome assembly. NCBI's taxonomy places the organism in Eukaryota, Fungi, Ascomycota, Leotiomycetes, Helotiales, Sclerotiniaceae.
CGCUUAGAUUUUAUUCCCACGGUGACAUUUUUGAUUUUCGCAUUUUGAAAGUAAUCGACAACUAAACAUCGACAAAUCCUCGACCAACGACGCCCCGUAGGUUAUCUUCAAUUCUACACUUGAUUGAUUGAACUUCUAGAAUUCAUCAACUAAUACACUCUUUUCAGAAGAUUUCACAAUGGGUGACGCAGAUAUCAAAGCAUCUUCCUGGAGACUGGUUGAGGUCGGCCGUGUCGUCCUCGUAACUGGAGGACCACACGAUGGCAAGCUUGCCGCGAUCGUUGAGAUCAUCGACCACAAGCGCGUAUGUACAAAUGGUGAAGGUUUGGGAAAAUGUAGAAGUCUAACACCAGAAAUAGGCUCUUAUCGAUGGCCCAGCAACCGACAAACUCGCCGCUGUUCCAAGACAAGCAAUCUCUCUCGCCAAUGUCGUUCUCACACCUCUCGUCCUUAAGGGUCUUCCAAGAGCCGGUCGCACCGGUGUUGUUCAAAAGGAGUGGGAGAAGGCUGGUAUCGAGAAGUUGUGGCAACAAAGCCCAUGGGCACAAAAGCGUGAGAAGCAAGCCAAGAGAGCUGCUUUGACAGAUUUCGAGCGAUUCAAGGUUUUAAGAUUGAGGAAGCGGGCUGGAUUCCAAGUUAAGGUCGCCCGGGCCAAGCUUGCCGCGGCAUAGAUUUGGGAAUGAGAUAUUUGGGAGCGCAAGCAAAACUACACAAGGGUUGAUGGGUUCCUUUGCUCUCAAGUGAGCUUUGUAUCCUACGUCAAUGUGACCGGCGUAAUGAGCAUAUGGACUUCAAAAAUACCUCCAAACCAAUUCCUCUACAUCUGAAUACUGGGCGUUAUUUUGAGUGUGAUUUGGUUCUGGAACUUUGAAAUAUCCUCGACAUGAGAGUUGCGGAAUAUAUUCCUGAACAAUGAACUAGGAGCCAUUGUACUGCUUUAUCGGAUAAAUCCAUAAACUGAUACUAAUAAUUUAACAACCAUGAUAUGAUGU